This is a messenger RNA of Amaranthus tricolor (Joseph's coat), 645 nucleotides long. RefSeq lists its product as uncharacterized. Lineage: Eukaryota; Viridiplantae; Streptophyta; Magnoliopsida; Caryophyllales; Amaranthaceae. Bases 60 to 314 code for a protein of 84 amino acids. The transcript has a single exon. The record is from RefSeq and is a predicted model, not a curated record.
AUAUAUAUAUAUAUAUAUUCAAACACAAAAAAGGGAAGGAAAAAAAAAGAAAGGUAAAGAUGGACAAAAAUAACAAGCAGCAAAAAAAUGAGGAUCAUGAUAAGAAGCAAUCAGAGGAAGCAAAGAAGUUAGAAGAUUUGCCGAUUGAAACAAGUCCAUAUGUGCAAUACAAAGACUUGGAAGAUUAUAAGCAACAAGGUUAUGGUACACAUGGUCACUUAGAACCUACACCCGGCCGCGGCGCUGGCGGCACAGAUGCACCUACUCUUUCCGGUGGUGCGCCGGUCACCGGAUCUUCUGAUGUCCAUAAUUAACCAUCAUGGUGCUCCUUAAUAUAUUUUCGAAUUAUAUAUUCUUCUUUUCGCAAAUAUGCUAGUUUUUUUUUCAUGUUAAAAAAAAAAAAAAAUCAAGUUAUUUUUAUUAAUUUGCUUUUGCUUUAAAAUGAUGUAUCAGAUGAACGUGCUAUGUCUUAAUUAUCUGGAGAAAAUGUUAUCUUUAACAUUUGAUCUUUAAAAGUUAAGUAUGAUUAAAAUAUUUGGCAGGAGUAAUUUUUAUUUAUGUCCUAAUAAAUAUAGAAUAUAGAAAUUCGUGAAAUACAAGUAUAAAGUUUUGUUUAUGAAAUACAAAAAAUGUAGUUGGGUUAAA